AUGAUGUUAGCCUUCUGCGACUCGGCGACUGCCAACCUAAAUGUCACUGGAAGCAUCACAGUGAUGAAUCCUUACGGCCAUUUCCCUGCUCGGUUGUAUGGCUUGCUCCCCUUCACCAAGUUCCUUUCGGUUUUGAGUUUUGGCCUGCUGCUGUUUUGGUGCUUGCGAUGCAUUACUUUAAAAAAGCAAGUGAUGAACGUUCACAAAAUGAUCCUCGUCGUGUUAGGAUCGUUCUUCAUCGACGAAAUUCUGCGACUUCUCAACAUCACGUACUACAAUAACUAUGGCAGCUAUUCUACCACCAUCGCGUUCACCAGCGUUCUCUUUAGCGUCAUCACGCGGACCGUCGCUCGCUGUUUGACCAUGAUGGUCGUUAUGGGACUGGGCGUUACGUGCUCUUCUCUUGGUAAUAUGGGUUGGAAGAUCGCUAUUGCUGCUAUUGGGUACUUUGUGUUCUCCCUGUGGGACUCGCUUUCCUCCAUUUUCUCUACGUCCAGCUCGCAGAGCUCUCUCUAUUUGAUUCCUUCCGCGUUGAUCGACUCGUUCAUCUACUUUUCGAUUUUGCAGUCCUUGAUGAAAACGAUCGAGGACUUGAAAGAAAAGAAGCAGACAUCCAAGCUGGAGAUCUUCUUGAAGCUUCGCAACAUGAUUGUUAUCAUGGUGGUCUUCUCUGCUAUUUACAACGGUCUCUUCUCCUAUCUCAUCGCCAAGAAAGCGCUGGAUUCCUUCUGGAAGUAUCAGUGGUUCUUCAAUGAUGGAAUCUGGUCCGUUUUCUACUUCUUCAUUCUGUCCGCCAUUGUGUAUCUGUGGACACCGAACGAGCGCUCGGUUGCUUAUGCCCAUCACGUGCAGGUAGCUACGGAGGAGCAGGCUGGAGGUGAUUCGGUGUCGUUACAAGAUGGAGAGCUACAGCCCAGAGACAUGCUGGAUCAAGUGGAAGUGAAGACGGUUGAUGGAGAUUCGAAUAGCUUAAAGCCUAUGAAUAUGUAA
This is a messenger RNA of Blastocystis hominis, 990 nucleotides long. RefSeq lists its product as hypothetical. The transcript has 3 exons. The record is from RefSeq and is a predicted model, not a curated record. Bases 1 to 990 code for a protein of 329 amino acids. Gene Ontology annotation, cellular component: Golgi apparatus; membrane. Gene Ontology annotation, biological process: transport. NCBI's taxonomy places the organism in Eukaryota, Bigyra, Opalinata, Blastocystidae.